AUGCCGCAACAGGACAGUACCAUGGACCUCGACUCCAUACUCUUGGAGCUGGGCUCCUUCGGCCGUUACCAGAUUUUUAACUACUGUUUCAUACUUCUACCUAUUAUUUUUAGUGCAGUUUAUAAUGGACAAUAUAUAUUCACAGCUGGCAGUUUGGAUUUUAGAUGUCGAGUGCCAGAAUGCGAGGGUUCCUACGGCGGUCAGCUGCAGCCAGGGAACUGGGGUGUGUGGGCGCUGCCCGAGAGUGGGGGUCGCUGCGAAAGGCUCCGGCCUCUCCCUCCACCAGCUUGUACCUCCGAGUCCUUUCAUCAGAGCGAGACAGUUGCAUGCACCUCCUGGGUGUAUGAGAGUAAUAACACAAUCGUUGGAGAGUUCGACUUGGGGUGCCAGGAGUGGAAGAGGACCCUCGUGGGCACCAUACACAGUGUGGGAUUGUUCGCAGCCCUACCACUUACAUCUUACAUAUCAGAUACAUUCGGACGACGCACGGCCGUGGUGCUGACGGCGGUGUGCGCGGGCUUGAUGGGCCUGAUACGCUCCUUCUCACCCAACUACAGCAUGUAUCUCGUGUUCGAGUUCCUGGACGCCACUCUUGGCUCGGGCGUCUACAGCUCAGGAUUUAUUCUCGCAUUAGAAAUGGUAGGUUUGAACAGACGGGUGCUCGGCGGGAACAUCAUCUCAUGCUCCUUCGCCUUGGGUCAAGUGGUACUCGCCCUGGUUGCAUGGGGCAUCCCUUACUGGCGCACUCUCACCAGAGUUCUCUACGCUCCGUCAUUACUAUUUAUUUUCUAUUUCUUCGUCUUAGAAGAGAGCGUGCGAUGGCUGUUAAGCAAAGGCAAAAAGAAAGAAGCUGCUAGAAUAAUAUUCAAAGCUGCUGACAUAAACAAUAAAAAACUAAGCUCUGAAGCGGUUAGACAACUAACACAAGAGAAACAGGAUCAGAAAGAUAGUGUAGAAACGCAUAAAAUAUCAGAAAAUGAAGAAAAACUGCCAUCACUUGCGAUGCAAGUUGUAAAAUCUAAAAUUUUAAUGUCUCGUUUAUGUGUCUGCUCGUUUUGGUGGAUCACAACGACUUUUAUAUACUACGGUUUGUCUAUAAAUUCUGUGUCACUCGCGGGGAACAGUUAUCUGAACUACAUUCUGACGUCUCUGGUGGAGAUUCCUGGAUAUUGCCUCAGUGUGCUGUGUCUCGACAGGUUCGGGAGGAAAGGGUCCAUUAUGACGGCAUUCUUCAUUUGUGGCACGUCACUCGUCGCCCUUCCGUUUAUCCCAUCUCACUUGGUGUGGCUACAGACGUCACUAACGAUGCUUGGUAAGCUUUGCAUCAGCAUGGCCUUCAGCAGCAUCUACAUCUACACCUCGGAGCUGUUCCCCACGACUGCGCGCCAUCGGUUGCUGGGCGUCUGCUCCAUGUUCGGGAGAAUCGGCUCCAUAGUGGCUCCUCAGACACCGUUACUGAUGAAGUACAUGGCGUCGCUGCCGUACCUGAUAUUCGGUGUGAUGGCGGGCGCGUCGGGGCUGCUGAUGCUGCUCACGCCGGAGACGCUGCGGGUGCGCCUGCCCGACACCGUGCACCAGGCGGAGACCAUCGCCAGCAAGACCGCCGCCGGCGGAGAAUAG
Molecule: messenger RNA, 1620 nt
Organism: Diatraea saccharalis (sugarcane borer)
Lineage: Eukaryota; Metazoa; Arthropoda; Insecta; Lepidoptera; Crambidae
Source: the annotation of a GenBank genome assembly